Messenger RNA from Neocloeon triangulifer, 5520 nucleotides. RefSeq lists its product as uncharacterized. The transcript has 2 exons. Bases 536 to 4816 code for a protein of 1426 amino acids. Gene Ontology annotation, molecular function: protein binding. The record is from RefSeq and is a predicted model, not a curated record. NCBI's taxonomy places the organism in Eukaryota, Metazoa, Arthropoda, Insecta, Ephemeroptera, Baetidae. Gene Ontology annotation, biological process: lipid metabolic process.
UACUUUAUUUAGUGGUCUUCGUGGACUAGGUAUACCGUUCCUAUUAUUAUGUAAGUUAAUUAAAAAUAUUAAUCACUUAAUCAGUAAUUUUUCUUAAUUAUAAGUUAAUCUUGCUGAAUUUUUAACUGAUUUUAAAUCAUAAGAAUACCUGAUAUGAAUAUGUAUAAAUUUAUUUGAAGUACAUAAAAUAUAAUUAAGAAAAUAAAAUACACAUUGUUGCACAUUUUUAUCAAUUAAUAUUUGUUAUAAAAAAUAGUUUGCUUAAUCUUUAUCAAUUUGAGCUAAUUCUUGUUAAGAAAUAUUAAAUUGGUGUCUGAUGGGAGUGGAGGGGCGAGAUAAAAAGCACCAAGGAUGAUGUCAUUGAAAGCCCCACUCUCGUGCUAAAAAAUCAUAUGUUUUCCGGUGCACCACUGUCAAUAUUAUGGUGGAGCACUGUACGAGGAAAGUCACCGUCUACACGUUACAACAGUGACAACAAAGACACAGGCAGAAACUACAUUUUGCUGCUGAGGCUGAAAAAAUUUGACACCUAUUAAUGAAAGAAACAGCCCAAAUGACGACAAAGAUUGACUCACUGAAGGUAGACGAUAAAAUUAAGUAUCUCUUUGACUACGUCAAUGAUGAACAAGUGUUGGAAAUUGUCAAAGAAGCUCAAAAUGCAAUUACCAGCAAUAUUUACAGACCAGACGAAGAAUUUCCAAGUCCUGAUUUCUUCCAAGAAUUUGCUGGUAUCGUUUACAAGAAGAAAGAACAAAAUGAAAAAGACUGGCUCUUGCUCCUUUCCGCUGAGGGCAAAGUUGUAUUUAAAUUACUCGAAGGAUUUUACGCUCAGCUUUAUUUUAACAAAGAAAAGAGACAACUUUUGCUGGCCAUCAGAGGAAGCAAAACGGUCGGGAAUUGGUUCAGGACAGAUAUUGGAAAUGUCCUGCUGAAGUACGAUGGUGGCGAAAUAAACUCGGCUUUCACCUUUAGCGAAAGGGUGCGAAAACUGGUCGCCGAAUUCAAGUCACCUGUCCAGCUUUUCAUUACCGGCCACUCGUUGGGCGGAUACUUGGCCCAAAUGACCACAUACACGAUCAGACAUUUGCGAAUAAAUAAUAAUAUUGUGUGCAAAAAUUCAGAGUCUGAAAAUUUGAUAUACCCGCACACGGUAGUUUUUGACUCGCCACCUUGUUUCGACCGAAUCAAGAAAAUCGCCCAAGAAAAUCCCGUUACAAUAAAAUCACUUUGGUUGGACAUAACAAAUUUUGUGGUAGAUGGAAAUUUGAUUAAUUCAUUUUCCAAACUCGGUCCUCACCUCGGAAUGGUUAUUUCUUUGAAAGACAGCAACCAACUUGCAUCUCCUUCUCUCUGGUCGUUGAUUAAAAAUGUAGGCUUGCAUGGAAUUGCAAAUUUUAACGAUAUUAAAGGCAAGGAAAUGAGUCAGUUGAUUGACAUUUCCCGUGCCAAAGCUGUGAACUUUGACUCUAAACUUCUGCCCUGGUUUGCCUUUGAUGAAAGAGAAAUUGAAAGCAUAAAAACGGUUCCUUUUUUAACCUUGACUGAUCGGAAAUCAUUCGACGAACUUCCAAAAUUCAAUUUUGAAAACGGGAACAUUAGAAUGGAAUCUUCAAAUGCGUGUGAAUUUAUUCCGCGGCUUAGAAGUUUUUUGUUGCGCCACAGAGAAAAAUUUCAAACUGCGGUUGCCGAGGUGCAAAAUCACUUUGACUCUCUGAUGAAAGAGGCUUGGAAAUUGUUGUAUGAAGAAGUGGAAAAUAUCGACUUCAAAUUAAAUUCUGAUUUUGUAACACAAAUUGGGGGACGUCAUAUUCUCGGCUUGAAAAGAAUGGAGGAGAAAAUGAUUCUGGCCAAGCUGAUGCACAAUUCAAUUGAAAAGCUGUAUUUCAUCAAUCAAGAUAAAUUUUUGAAGAUUGAACAUCACCAAAGAGACAACUGGCUACGAUCUUUCAACGGUAUAUUAGUGAUAAUUUUGGAAGAAAAGGAGGAAAUAGUGCCAUUUGAAAGCUACAAUGCAAAAGUGGUGCUCAUUGGUGGCACCGCGGGUGAGGCUGAAGACGCAAUUUCUAUCAAGAAAAUUACUUGUGAAAAUCUUGACGAAAGAAGUCAGCAUUCUUUACUAACGCGAAAAAUUGACUUUUUUGGCAAUCAGAUUGAAAUAUCAAAAGUGUAUGAUUACCUCAUAAAUGACCUAUCGCUGGCAGACGCGCUGAAAUUUCCGCACGGAGGAAAUACAAAUUCAAAUUGGGAAACUGAGUUUUAUAUUGAACAAGACAUUUCAAAUAUAUUGGAAACUUAUCCUAAAAUCGACCAAUUUGCUAAAAAUUGCAUCCUAGAAUGCGAAAAGGGCGCCUUUCUUGUUUCCUCAAACGCCGGUAUGGGAAAAUCAACGUAUUUGCGAAUGCUCAGGAAGUGCUUGCAAAAAACUCUUCCUGACCAUUGGAUUGUCAGGCUGGAGCUCAACACGUGUCACAAUGAGUUUUACGAGAUAAAAAAGGGAAAAUCAAAAUUGGAAACUGCAAGAGAGGCAUUGGAAAUUUUGGCGAAAAAAAUUGAGCCGACUGAUUUAAUACGACAUGAGGUGUUGCAAGUGAAGCUCGCUUCGAAAAGGGCAUUCAUCCUGCUGGACGCUUUUGAUGAAGUGUGCCCUUACUACAGAGAGGAAGCAAAGAAAUUUUUAAAUAUGAUUCACUCAGCCGGGAUGAUAAUGAUCGUGACAACAAGACCUCAAGAAGAGCAGGAAAUUCUCGACUGCCUUUUAAAUAAAAAUGAUUGGAGUGUUUUCAAAUUGGAAUUUCUCUCAGAGGAAAAGCAAGUUGAAUAUUUGGUGGAGUACUGGAGCCAUAUUUAUGAAAGAAAUUUAAAUAAAGAUGACUUGAAUGGUACAAAUUUUAUUGUUCCACGACAAAAUCGGAAUUUCAAAACGGAGGCUGAAAGUAUUUUGGAAAAAUUAAGGCGGAAAUUUACUUCAAAAGAAGAUCUAUGGGGUAUACCGUUGCAGCUGAGGAUGGUGGCUGAGGCUUUUCCCGACGGAAAGCUGACCGAGGCCUUUGAGAGGCAUUCAGACCUGUUUAGUAUUUUCAUUGAACAGAGAAUUGCACUAGCCCUGAGGGAAAAGUUCAAAUACGAUUUGACUCAGGCAAAACAGCGAGGCGAUUUGGACGAAAAGGAGCGAAAAAUUAGAUUAAUUUUAUACAAACUGGCCAUCGCAAGCAUCUUCGAAGAGGGUCGGUGCUCCAAAGUUGACGAAUCGGAGGCCAGUGAAAUGAACACCUUGGGACUGGCAACUGUCACGCAAUCCUUGAGUGGUUACGAAGUUGCAUUUCUGCAUCGCACGUUUGCGGAAUAUUUGUGUGCCGAGAGUUUUGUUUUUAAAAUAUAUGACGUUCCCGGUGCUGAGCGCUUGACAGUGUCCAACAAAAACUGGGAGGAAGUUAUGCUGGGAGGAAACUUUUUAGCGAUAAGGCGCUUCAUGAACACGAUAAUAGCCCACUCAUCUCUCACGUCUUCAAAAAAACCUAAAUUAUUAUUAUCCGGACAAAAACUCAUGGCAAACUGUCAAUUUCUGUUGUCGGAUUUAGUAGAGGCAGAUCAACUUCAUCUGCUCACAAUGUUGUUCGAAUUAAAAAUGCCGUUCGACCUGAAUAACUCCCAUCGAUACAACCCUUUACUAAAUUUGCUCAAUGUUCAUAAACUUUUUGGAAAAGUGAACAACUCGCAAUACGACGACUUUCCUCUCUAUUGGGCGAUAAGAUUAGCAAGCGCUGAGCUAAUAAACUACCUAGUUAAUAAGGGCGCAGAAAUAAAAAACGUAGAUUGCACCUCGAAGCAACACCCUGUCCUGCAUUGGGCGGCAAAGAAAGGGGUGAAUAAACUCAUUAUUGACAACUUUGACCACAUGGGAAAAAUGAUAAACACGCCGGAUUUUAAUAGAAGGUUGCCAAUACAUUACGCUGUUAUGGAGGAGAAUUUGGAGCUAAUCCGUUUUUUAAUAUACAAAGGAUCCGACUGCAAUAUUGUUGGCUUUGACCGAAAGUCACCCCUCGUGCUGGCCAUUGAAACAGGAAAUCUGGAGUCGGUGAAACUCAUUUGCGAAACCAGUGGCAUCCAACUAAAUGUGAAAGGGCACAGAACCUUCACUCCUGUACAAACUGCAAUUUACUCUAGUAAUAUGGAAAUUUUUUCCUAUCUGCUCACUUUGGUUCCUAAACUGAAUUUAGAAGUGAAAAGUAAUCACGGCACCGCACUUGAUUUCGCGGUGGAACGAGGCGAAGAAGAAAUGGUCCACAUUCUGCACGAAAAAGGCGCAGACCCAAAAUCGUGUUUGCACGCGGCAGCUAAAAUGGGUCGUGAUAAACUAAUAAAUUAUUUUCUCCAAGAAAUUCAGUUACCCGUCGAUGGUGUUGACGAACUGGGUCGGACGCCACUUUAUUUGGCAGUGGAAAACGGUAACAUAGACGUUGUAAGGAUUUUGAUGGAAAAUAAUGCGAAUCCCAACGCCGAAUUGUCCUAUUACAUGACACCUUUGCAAUUAGCCGUGUCGUGUGCGGCGCCCAAGUUCGAAAUAGUUCGAUUGCUAGUCAGCUCGGACAGGCGCGAUUUUGAUAUUCAAGAUGAACAAGGGAUGACUGCGUUGCACUUGGCUUGCAUGGGAGGUCACGCGGACAUAAUGGGUCUGCUUAUCUCACAGGGGGCUGAUCCUGACGCGAGGGACAAGUUGGGAAACAGUGCACUUCAGUUGGCGGAAAGUUGUGGGCAUCACGAUGCGAUAAAAAUGAUUCAAGGUGUUUUGAAUGUGCAUAGAAAUCGCCUAUUUUGAGACAUUGAUGAUCUAUGUAAAUAUUUUUAUAUUUUUUUAAAUUAAUUUAUUUUUUAUUUUGUAUAUAUAUUAAAAUUUAAAAUAAAAUGACUUUAAAUAAAAAAAUUAUUUGCUUUUUAAUUUAUAUCGCUGAAAAUUUAAUCCAAAACAUUUUUAAGCUCAAACUUAUUUUCUAAAUUAUUUAAAAACCACAAAAUUUCUUCACUGAAUUCCACUUUGUCCCUCUCCUUGAUUGAUUUACGCACCUUCUCCAAUUUUUCAAAGUCCGCAUCAAUUGUUUUAUCCAACUCAUGUGGCCUUUGAUUUUCAAUAACCUAGAUUAUUAUUCCAUUUUCAAAUAAAAUUUUUGUUAUAUUUAAAUAAACUCACUUUUAGAUUAAAAGAAUGCACUUUGUGCACGUGCUUGCAAAUGGGAUGUUUGUCCGGACAGUCGCAAUUGUACAAAUGGCAGCAGAUAAAGCAAGAUCUGCAGUAGCCCUCGUUCACAUUGUAAAUGUCGUCCACGCCCCAAAAGGCGCAGGACGCGUUGUGACCUUCCACCAGGGCUUCGUCCUCCUCGAUGGCCCUCUCGACAGCGAAAACUGGCCCGCCGUCAUCAGUCGAGGCCACCAACCACUCGCCACGGGACACCUGAAUGACUUGUUCGUCGGUCAGGGUUAAACUUCUGAGGUGCCGCAGUUCAACGCCUAAUAAUAAAAUUUAUU